Molecule: messenger RNA, 2052 nt
Organism: Rangifer tarandus platyrhynchus (Svalbard reindeer)
Lineage: Eukaryota; Metazoa; Chordata; Mammalia; Artiodactyla; Cervidae
Source: the annotation of a GenBank genome assembly
AUGAGCACCCCAGCUAUCCCCCAGGACCUGGAGUUGAACCCGAGUCAGAGGGCCCAGUCCGCGUUCAGAGAGCAAAGAAGACAGAAACUCAAGGAGCAGCUGUUAAAAAGAAAAACUUCCUUUGCAUGCAAACAGGAAAAUCAGAUGUUACUCAGUGAUGGAGAUCAGAGAGUCAGGACAGCUGAAGGCCAGAUCCACGAAGGGAAAAAAGUUCUGAAAAUGAAGACAAAAAUGGCUGAUAAAGAGAAUGUCGGUAGACCUACCGGGAUCAAAAAUAAUUUAACAGUGGAAAAAAACUGUAUUCCUUUAAAACCUUCUAAUGAAUUAACCAAUUCAACUACAGCUACGGAUCCACCUAAUUCUGAGGAUAAUAAUCAAACUCUGCCAUUGUUACCAGUUAAAGAUGACCCCCAAAAUCAGCAUAGAACAUUAAGCCAAACAUUUCACCUUAAAAACAACAGUAAAAAAAAAACAGUGAUUACAGAAAAACCAAAGCACGACACUAACGUGCCCAAGAAACCUGUGCUUGGAGCAUAUCGUGGCCAAAUUGUUCAGUCUAAGAUUAAUUCCUUUAGAAAACCAUUGCAAGUCAAAGAUGAGAGUUCUACAGCAACCAAGAACCUUCCAGCGACUGUCUCUAAAGCCACAAAGCCUCAGCCUGGAGACGUCAGCAGCAUAACAGUGAAAAGUGAUAGAGCCUCACAUAUGACAACUGCCACUAAAUUUGCAAACACUACAUCUCACAUCCGACACCUUGUGCGACCUCCUAUUAGAAGUCAGCACAGUGAAACCCGGGACGCCAUGAAACAGGGCAGCAGCAGGAUGUCUGCCAAUGUCACAGUCCGAAAGGGGCCUCGAGAGAAAGAGUUAAAUACAGUUUCGUCUGGCAUCAAGACCAGUUCUUCACAGGACACAAAAGGAAAUAAGACACUAUCAAAAAGCAUGACAGCUGAAAUGGUAGCCAGGCCUGCUUCAUCUUCUAAUACUAAACUGAUAGAAAAGUCAAAAAGCACUGACCAGCGUAGACACACUAUGGUGAAAGCAGCUGUCGACAGUAGAUGGACUCGGCCCAAAGAAACUGCGGAAGAGAGAAAAGCUCGUCUGAGUGAGUGGAAAGCUGGCAAAGGAAGAAUUCUGAAACGGCCUCCAAGCUCAGCAGUUACCCGGCCUGAGCCUGAAACACAAGAUGAACAACCUGUUGGAUCCUUCUGGACUACCAUGGCAGAAGAAGAUGAGCAACGACUGUUUACUGAAAAAGUAAACAAGACAUUUUCUGAAUGCCUGAAGCUGAUUAAUGAGGGGUGUCCAAAAGAAGAAGUAUUAGUUACACUAAACGACCUGAUUAAAAAUAUUCCGGAUGCCAAAAAGCUUGUUAAAUAUUGGAUAUGCCUUGCACAUAUUGAAUCACUCACAAGUCCUAUUGAAAAUAUUAUCACAGUCUAUGAGAAGGCCAUUCUGGCAGGAGCUCAGCCCAUUGAAGAGAUGAGACAUACAAUUGUUGAAAUUCUGACAAUGAAGAGUCAAGAAAAACUUAAAUUUGGAGAAAAUAUUGAGGAGACUUGUGCAACCAAAGAAGAAAUCCAGGAAGCCCACACUGACGAUACAGAUGUUGAUCUAGAAUCAGAAAAACUGGAAAUGGAAAAUAAGCAUCCUAGAAAUGUGGUGUUUCAAGAUUGUGAAAAAGAGCAAAAUGACAAAGUAAAAGACCCAACCAGUGAUGUUAAAACCCCAAGUACAAACACUAGGGCAGGUUGCUUAAUUAAAUAUAAUGUGUCCACUACGCCAUACUUGCAAAGUGUAAAAAAGAAGAUGCAGUUUGAUGAAACAAAUUCAGCAUAUAAAGAGCUAAGGUUUCUAACACCAGUUAGACGUUCUCGACGUCUUCAAGAGAAGACUUCUAAAUUGCCAGAUAUGUUAAAAGACCAUUAUCCUUGCGUGUCUUCAUUGGAACAAUUAACAGAGUUGGGCCGUGAAACUGAUGCUUUUGUGUGCCGCCCCAACACAGCCCUGUGCAGCAUGUUCUCAGAGCCUGACCCGACAGAAGAGGAGUAA